This is a messenger RNA of Microsporum canis CBS 113480, 1623 nucleotides long. RefSeq lists its product as hypothetical. The coding region runs from base 1 to 1623 and encodes 540 amino acids. The record is from RefSeq and is a predicted model, not a curated record. The transcript has 3 exons. NCBI's taxonomy places the organism in Eukaryota, Fungi, Ascomycota, Eurotiomycetes, Onygenales, Arthrodermataceae.
AUGGAUCAACUCACCCAUCAUCUGCUCCAAAAGGAAGUCGACAAGUUCAUUGACUCAAUUGAGCAAUCGUUGGUCUGCAAGUUAGCUUCCUCCUUGCAUCCUGAGAAGAAGCCAUGCCAGAUCUUCUCAGACCCAAAGAAAGGGAGCUUUAAUAUCACCUUUCCGGUUGAGUUUACAGACCAUACUCCCAGUGUCGAGUCGGCUCGUAGUCCUGAACGAUGGGUUAUCCGAAUCCCCCUGCUUCCACGACUCGCGUUUCCUGAGGAGAAGAUGCGAGGUGAGAUUGCAACGAUGAAGUAUAUCGCGGAGAAAACUACCAUUCCUAUCCCACGCAUAUUUGGAUACUCUAUCAAGCAAGAUAGCCUACUUGGUUUUCCCUUUCUGGCGAUGGAAUACAUUGCGGGCAAAACUCUCCAUGGAACGAUGGUGCCGGACCUGGCGGAAGAGCUUCGUUUACAUCUGUUUGACCAGCUUGCCGAUAUCUACAUCCAGCUUCAUGGCCAACAAUUCAAUCACGUCGGCGCGCUCACGCUCGAUAGUAAUGAUGAGAAAUGGGUAUUUGAACAUAACCGCCCACUAUCUAUUGAGCUGAAUGACCAGGAACUCAGCGGGAUGAAGAGUUCCAAGAUCAUUCCCCCUCACCAGACCUAUUGCUCCACCAUUGACUAUGCCUACGCUAUCUUGAAAUUGGUUUUUAAUGACUUCUACCUGGGAAAAGAUAGUGUUUCCAGCGAGGAAGAUGCACGGUGCUAUCUGUACGGCAUAUUUGCAUCUCAGGGCAUUGUGAUGGAAUGGGUUGAUCAAAAGAGCAACCACGGACCAUUCAUUCUCAUGCAUGGUGACCUUCGGCCUCCUAAUAUUUUCGUGGACGACAAUCUGAACAUUAUCUCAGUCAUUGACUGGGAGUGGAGCCACACUGUUCCGCCACAAAUGUUCCUCCCCCCUUCCUGGAUUACAGGACACGAGCUUCCGACCGCCACUAAACGGCCACACAGCUUCUUUUUUACAACAGAUGUUUUCCUGUUCGGGCUAACUGCGAGUAAACGGGAAAACAAACAUUAUAAUCCGGACAAGAAACCGGAAGUUUUCCUCCCUCUGACUAUGCUCUGGAACAAGCAUCUGACGUCAGAUAGAAUGUACGUCGCCUACGCGCUCCUAAAGCCAUGCUAUCUUGGUAAUGUUUACUGGAAUUAUUUGGACAAGAGAUACUGUGGAGAAGACAGUGAUAAGAGAGUGGAGAAAUUUUUUCAACUCCAGCUGCGGAAUCUUCAAGUAGGGGAUGUGCGGAAAGUGCUAUCUAACCUCGAGGCUUUCAGGAAAGAGUUAGCCCUAGCAGGAUUAGAGCCAACUAAAUCAACCAGUGCCUCGACGGCCGAGCCAGCCAAACCAAAAGACCUGGAUAUCCCGCCAACAAAUGUCACUAUACGCCGAGUAUGGGGGAUUUCCAACAUUGAAAGAAUUGCCGGCUCCUUCGCUCAUUGGCUGCCCUGCUCUCUGUUUAGUCAGAUCAAUCGCCUGCUGCAAACCCUCGAUCCUGUUUUGGACCUCCUGCAAGUCCGUCUCAUGCUGCUCUAUCUCUUCCUCAACACUCAUUACCUGUCCACGGUUGCGAUUGUCCCGUGA